Messenger RNA from Lodderomyces orthopsilosis Co 90-125, 828 nucleotides. RefSeq lists its product as uncharacterized. Bases 1 to 828 code for a protein of 275 amino acids. Lineage: Eukaryota; Fungi; Ascomycota; Pichiomycetes; Serinales; Debaryomycetaceae. The record is from RefSeq and is a predicted model, not a curated record. The transcript has a single exon.
AUGAUAGUGUUGUUCAAUUGUUUCACUUUUUUACUAAUCAAUUAUGUGCUUGCAAAGACAAACCUCGAAACAAUUGAAGAUAGUAUCGACAAGACAACCUCUCUGACUGUAUAUACAAAUAACAAUUCACAGUCAAACCAUUGCUUACAAAUUCAGAUUGACUUGCAAGACGUUGGGGAUGAAUUGGCAAAUUUCAUAAAUUCGUCAAGAAAAUUGAAUAGUGAUCAAUUGGCAUUUUUAAGUGAUGUGUUAAGGGCCACUGAUAGCUCCAAGGUAAAGCUUUCAAUACACGAUAAGCCAGCCAAGCCAAGUACUUUUCAAUUCCUAACUCUUAGAAAUUAUUGUUCUAGCAUGAUACAGCUUUUCACUAAUUAUAUAUUAUGGUUACCUAAUCAAAUCAAAAGUGGUUGGCGUUAUUUUGCAGAUGUAUUAUCCCAAGACAUGAGGGAAGAACGGAACAAACGGAUUGAAAAUCAUUACAACGAUGCUCGAAUUUAUGGUCAAGAGGGGCAUAUACAUUACAGUUACAGACCCACCUUUAAAUUUCUCAAUAAAAUUGUCGUUGACCAUGAAACAAUUAGUGAAAUUUUAGGGAAGCGUAUCGAUAAAAUAAAAAAGGGAAGUAACAGAGUUUUUUAUCAACCUAGGAUGUACCGUUGUUUUUUAAUAAUGCGAGGUACUAAACUUAAAAGUGACACAUGGGUUGGCACAGUGGUAUUUGGUGGUGAUAGUCAUGUGUCUUCUGCUUCUUGCUCAGAGGUUGUUAGUGCAGCUUACAAUAUUGAAACGAAGAGUUUGGUGUGGUAUGACUCAGGAAAGCUCGUGUAG